This is a messenger RNA of Eimeria maxima, 396 nucleotides long. RefSeq lists its product as hypothetical. Bases 1 to 396 code for a protein of 131 amino acids. Lineage: Eukaryota; Apicomplexa; Conoidasida; Eucoccidiorida; Eimeriidae. The record is from RefSeq and is a predicted model, not a curated record. The transcript has a single exon.
AUGGAUGGUGGGGGCAUCAAGGACGGGGGGGCUGAUGGCUGCGUACGGGAGGGAGGAGAUGGUGUUGCUGAUGAUGCCAUUGCAUUAACAAGAGGCGUUGGCUCAUUAAGCCGCAAUAGCGGCACCGAGGGACCACAACAAGGAAACGGUGGGGCAUCCCCUUCCCCUUUUCCACUGCCGAACACCUUGAAGACGCCGGUGCCGAGGAGCGCUGGCUGCAGCAAGUGCAUCUGCUGCACCCACAACUGGAGGAGAUUGGUGACAACGCCGAUAGAGCUAUUUCCGCCUCCCCUGAGUCAGCUAGAGGGCAGGAUGACCGCCUUGGGCGUGAGGCAGCGUCCCAGUUACCGCGGGAACAGCUCUGUCAACAAGAUGAGGCUGCACGAAGUCACGUAG